GCGCCCCUCGCCUCGGUGCUGGGGGACCUCGCCACGAACCUGACGGCGGUGGCGGCCUGCGGCGCGGUCGCCUACUUCGACUUGCAGAAGGAGCAGGCCCGAGAGCGCGCGGCGCUGGAGGGUGCGCUCGUGGCGCGGGUGCGGGUCUUGCCACAGGGCGACGACGAGCGGGACCAGGGCACGCUCAAGCUGAGCGACCUGCGCGCCGGGAGGAGCGAGAACUCCCGCAGGCCCGUGCUGUGCCUGGGGGACGCGGAUUACUGCUUGAGCUGCCUGAGCUCCUCCAGAUCCCUAGCCGAGGCCAUGGAGAGCUCCGACUUCCUAGUAGUACCCGUGGUGACAGGCGAGUACGGGCUCGGAAAGUCUCAGGAGCUGGACGAGGCCGCGCGAGGCGUGCCCUACGUUGCGCUGCCGACCCCAGGCCUCGACAAGAAAGAGCAGCAGGACUGGGCAGACUUCAUCGAGAUGCAGCAGAUCCUGGCGAAGGAGCAGGGCCUGGACGACAGCAAAGGUCUGGUCAUUAUUGUCAAGAAGAACGGGCGGAUCGGACUGCGGGCCCUGGGCUGCCCCGACUGGGAGGCCAUGACCGGGGACGUGGCGGCCCGAGCGGAGGCCGGGAUGGACACGCAAAACAUCUGA
Prorocentrum cordatum is the source of this 639-nucleotide messenger RNA. The record is from the annotation of a GenBank genome assembly. NCBI's taxonomy places the organism in Eukaryota, Dinophyceae, Prorocentrales, Prorocentraceae.